AACAGUUAUAAUUUCAAAAUGGCUGUCAAGAUCUGCUUGUUCCUCCUUGGACUACUCUGUCUGGCUGCCGGCAAACCAUUGUGCCCGAAUGCGAUGUAUGAGCCCAUGGGGGGUAUGGGGGGUAUGGGGGGCAUGACCGUCUGUGAAACAAUUCCAACGCCGCCCAUGUAUUAUGGUUAUGGUGGCAUUGGCAAUAUGGAAAUGAUGCCCUACGGAUAUCCUGGCUACGGAGGAUACCCCCCCAUCGGUGCAUAUGGUCGAGGCUACGGGAACGCUGGCCUCGGUAUCGGUGGAGGCUUAGGUUUAGGCCUCGGCGGGGGCUUGGGCCUCGGCGCCGGCCUCGGCGCCGGCCUCAACGCCGGACUCGGCGCUGGCCUUGGUGGCGGUUUAGGGGUGUUUUAACAUCUAGAGGAAAAAUUAGCAGCGAAAU
Molecule: messenger RNA, 430 nt
Organism: Cydia fagiglandana
Lineage: Eukaryota; Metazoa; Arthropoda; Insecta; Lepidoptera; Tortricidae
Exons: 3
Coding region: 19-402 (127 amino acids)
Source: RefSeq, a predicted model, not a curated record